Messenger RNA from Thalassophryne amazonica, 3488 nucleotides. RefSeq names its product transcription factor EB (gene tfeb). Gene Ontology annotation, biological process: regulation of transcription by RNA polymerase II; positive regulation of DNA-templated transcription; humoral immune response. Gene Ontology annotation, cellular component: nucleus. The record is from RefSeq and is a predicted model, not a curated record. NCBI's taxonomy places the organism in Eukaryota, Metazoa, Chordata, Actinopteri, Batrachoidiformes, Batrachoididae. Gene Ontology annotation, molecular function: RNA polymerase II cis-regulatory region sequence-specific DNA binding; protein dimerization activity; DNA-binding transcription factor activity, RNA polymerase II-specific. The transcript is spliced from 11 exons. Bases 336 to 1889 code for a protein of 517 amino acids.
UGGCAAGCGCAGGUGACCGCAGACGCUCAGAAGUUGUGACAUCUCGACGUUCAAAACGAAAACAAAUUUGCCGGUGGAGGGGUGCCAGGAGCGUUUAUGUGCACUUUUACUCAACGAUAACAUGAAGAAAGUCAAAAGUUUUCCGUUUUAGAUGACCUUUUGAUCUGACAGCGUCCGCUACGUUUGAGCUUGUCAGCGCGCGCGACAGCUGGACGCGGACUUUUGGUGAAGCGGAGUGUUCUGCGUGACCUUCACAGCGGUUUCCUCCACCUCUCGGGCUGGACUGCGGUGCAUUGACAUCGGCUCGCCCUCCCCUGCCCCCUCGGCCCCCAGCAAUGGCUUCUCGCAUUGGCUUGCGGAUGCAGCUGAUGCGAGACCAGCUGCAGCAAGAGGAGCAGCGUGAGCGGCAGCAGCAGCAGCAGCAGAAUGGAGCAGUGCAGUACAUUCAGCAACGUAUGGCUGGGCCACCUGCACCUACCCCAGCCAUUAGCACACCACAGCAUUACCAAAGCAUGCAGGUCCCUAUGGAAGUACUUAAGGUGGAGACCCAUCUUGAGAAUCCUACAGACUACCACAUCCGCCAGUCUCGGAGGCAACAGGUGAAAGAAUAUCUGUCCACCACCUAUGCUACCAAACAGACGGUACAUGCAGUAGCAGGUCUGAUGCCACCUUCCCCUCCUAAAACUAUGGGACCCCCAGCGAGCUCAGCAUCAGCACCCCUUCCCCGACACUCCCCACACAUGUGCACAGAGCAGCUCCUGUCUGGAAACAGUGCCCCUAACAGCCCUAUGGCUAUGCUGAACAUUGGCUCUACCCACGAGAAAGAGAUAAAUGAAGUGAUUGAUGACAUUAUCAGCAUGCAGUCCAAUUAUGAUGAUUUUCAGGCUUACGCUGAAUCCGUCCAGAUGCCAAACACACUCCCUCUGUCCAGCAGUCAUCUGGAUGUUUAUACGGGUCCUGGGAUGAAGGGGCCAGCCGGUGCCAUGACCAGUAACUCUUGUCCUGCAAAUUUGACUAUCAAAAGAGAACUGUCAGAAACAGAAGCCCGUGCACUGGCCAAGGAGAGACAAAAGAAAGACAACCACAAUCUGAUUGAAAGACGGAGGAGAUUCAACAUUAAUGAUCGCAUUAAAGAGCUAGGCGCCAUGAUCCCAAAAACAAACGAUCUUGAUGUGCGCUGGAACAAGGGCACUAUACUGAGAGCAUCUGUAGAAUACAUCAAACGUAUGCAGAAGGAUGUGCAGCGGACCAGAGAGGUAGAAAACAACUUCAAAAGGAUGGAGAUGGAGAACAAACAGCUGUUGCUACGCAUUCAGAAGUUGGAGAUGCAGGCUCUUCUGCACGGCUUGCCCAACACGUCUCCCUCUGGCCCCAACCUGGCUGACUUGAUGUCUUCUCAUAUAAAACAAGAGACCAGCCCAGAAGAGACAUUUCUCCACACCCAUGCACAGGUCCACCACCAAAACCAGCACCUACAUCAGAACCAGGCUCAACCACAGGCCCAGCAGCACUACUUUCUUCCUCAGCACCACCUCCACCACCAGAGCCAGGCUCCACCUCAGCCCAGGCAGCUGCUUCCACCGCCCCAGCAUCUCCAGCCCCAGCUGCCUGUUCAGUUCCCGGCUGUGGGCAGCUCCCAGCCCUUUGACUUUGCGCCGUCGCUGGACUUGUGUGAUGGGAUACCACACUUCUCAGAUGGCAUGUCGGGGCUGGGUGAUCUGGGUGGACUGGAUUUGCAAGGGAGGAGAAGUGACUUAGGCUUCCUGAUGAUGGACGAGCCAUUGUCUCCUAUGGGCGGAGACCCGCUGCUCUCUGCGAUGUCUCCUGAAGCCUCAGUUGACUCCAGUCGCAGAUCAAGCUUCAGCAUAGAAGAUGGUGACAUACUGUAGAGAACACACACACACACACACACACACACACACACACACACACACACACACACACACACACACACACACACACACACACACACACACACACACACACACACACACACACAGAAGUGCCAGAUAGAUUGCUUUAAAAUGUGAACAGUUUAGAAAAUAUUGGUACUUCAGCAAAACGACUUCAGCACAUGAGACAAGGAGGAAUAGUACUAGUUUCCCAUUGCAGGUUUUUGACGAUUGGCUACAUCUCAAUUACGGCCUAAAAUGGGGUGUAAAAGGCAUUAAUAGGUAGUAAAAGUAGCACUGUAGGUCCUUUUGAGCUAUUAUGAAAGUUCUGAACAUGUUCUAAAAUUUUGUGGUGUGGGUACACAUCAUGAUCCCAAACAGUGAAUAAAUAGUCUGAUGUAAUUUGCGCAGAUAUGGGGCAAUAUUUUGCAAAAGUCAGGGCAUGUGAGCAAUAAGAGCGUGGCCCAAGUGCAGUGUGGAGCCAAGAGAAUGGACUGUGGCCAGAGCGUGUGUGGAGUGUCAUAUUAUAAGAAGCUAGACCAUCAUCUGUCGCUCCGCCUUGCAUAGCCUUUGCCAGACAACACAUACCAUGUGUCUUACUGCAUUUUUAUGGAUGGCUUUGUUAUUAUUUCAUCAGUGCAUCUUGAAAUUAAUAGUUUCUGCUUGAAUCUGGAUUUGGCAGCUAAAAUACAAUGCAGAUUGUGUUAUAAUUGGCCGAUUUCAUUACACUGGGGUGAAACUGACCGGACCAAGCAGCAAGUGCAACAGUGUAUGUGGUGUGUGAGUAGUGGUGCAUUCAAAGAGUCACUGUUCACUGACCCCUUUAAAUCUCCUCUGGAAUUACAAUAGACAUCUAUAAUCUCAUGAAAAGCAUGCUGCACUCUUCAGCAGAAAAUAGUUUUCAGAUGGUCACAGAUGCAUUUACCUUUGUGGAAAAGUCUUGUUAUAACCGUGGGCGUUAGUGCGUAGACUGCACAGUGUAAAGCUGUGAGCGUGCUCGGAAGCUGUCCUCUCAUGGGGCUGCAUUCAAAAUCGUUUGUAGUCUGCACUAACCUACUGUUUAAUAAAUAUGACACAGAACGUUUGCCUGCUAUUGUAAUAAAUCCAUCCCGAUUUCCUAAUUUUUGGAAUCAGGAAGGCCAAAAAUCUGCAGUGGGAGACCAACUUGAGACAACAGAAAUUCCACCAACACAUAGUAACAUGUGAUACAUACGACCCACAUCACACAGUUUGCGCAUGCAUUGAUAAAAUUCAUUAAUGGCAUAGUUAUCUCCCUUUAACUGUGAACAUGCACAGUGAGAAACACUUUGUACAAAUGUUAGUGAGGUAAACUGUAAACUGAGCAGCUUGAAAGUUUUCCCAUCACAUUGAGGAUUUACAGCGCUCACAGGUCCAGAGGUAUAUAAUACGUAUGGCCUUGGUGGUUCCAUAAAGGUGGCUCAGAAUCAUAAUUGAAGAGGGGCCAAAACCAGCAGUUAAUUAGAUGGAAGGACACAAGGACAACUGAGUGCAUCAUCUCACGCAGUAGAGGACAAGUUAUUUUCCGCUUACAUCAACCUCACCUUAAGUGAUUGAAUGAAUGUUAGUGAAUUAAAA